AUGGGCUCGCAGAACUAUCGACUCGGGCCUCUUGGGUUCUUAAAUGGGCAGCAGAUGGCAGAGCUCGACUUGCUCAAUCUCGGAAUGUUGGAUCAGCGACUGGCAUUGCAUUGGAUUCAAGAUAACAUUGCGGCAUUUGGAGGGGACCCUAGUAAAGUAACAAUAUCUGGAGAGUCUGCCGGGGCUGUCUCGGUCUACUCCCACAUAAUGGCGUAUGGAGGCCGAGACGACAGGCUCUUUCGGGCAGGGAUCAUGGAAAGCGGCGGUGCUUUCCCUCUAACUUCUGCUAGUACAUCGUCUUUCCAGGACACCUUUGAUGGUCUCAUAACAAACACCCCCUGCUCCUCCUUCGCAAAUGCCCCGCCCGCGGAACAACUCGACUGUAUUCGAAAGCUUCCAAUUAAGACAUUCCUCUCGAGCGUAGGUCCAGGCACGGGUCAGUCAAUCGAUGGUAGCUUCACACAGACCUCGAUUCACUUCGCGUUGUCGGCGGAAAAUUAUGUCAAAGUUCCCACAAUAGUCGGAACAAACACAGACGAAGGAACCAACUCAGCCCCAACGGGAAUAAACACCACAGCGCAGCUGCGCGGCCCUCUUGCCGAUGGCUUCCACAGACCCAAGCUCCUCCCCAACUCAACCGUAUCCAAGCUCCUCGCCCUAUACACCAACGACCCACGCCACGGCUGCCCCUACAACACCGGAUCCACUCCCCUGACCUCCGGAAAACUAGACAAGAAAGCCUGUUCAAUCUUUGGCGACAUCGUGCAAAUCGGACCCGCACGCAUGAUCGCGCAAUGGCUCACCAAAAACAACCGCAACAGCAGUAGCAGCGCCCCAGUAUACCGGUACAGGUUCAACCACCUCCCUCAUGACACGGGUGCAUCAAAUAUAACAGCCGGCAUUGGGACAGGCAUUGAGCAGCGCUACGUCUUUUCGAAUCUCGUCCCUGACCAUCCAUGGGACCGGGCGCUGGCGUAUGAACUUAGCUGUGCUUGGGUUUCAUUUGUGCAUGGGCUCAAUCCAAAUUGCCGGGGAGAUAGUACGCUUCCGGAAUGGCCUGUGUAUGGGGCGGGCCGUAAGAGCAUGGUGUUUAGUGGAUAUGGGUCGAGUAUUGAGGAAGAUACAUUUCGGGGCGAGGCAAUUGACUAUAUUAUAGAGAAUGUAUUGCCAUAUGGGGCGCUUUAA
Messenger RNA from Aspergillus puulaauensis, 1185 nucleotides. RefSeq lists its product as uncharacterized. Lineage: Eukaryota; Fungi; Ascomycota; Eurotiomycetes; Eurotiales; Aspergillaceae. The record is from RefSeq and is a predicted model, not a curated record. Bases 1 to 1185 code for a protein of 394 amino acids. The transcript has 6 exons.